Pangasianodon hypophthalmus (striped catfish) is the source of this 3463-nucleotide messenger RNA. It is a transcript of the gene amn, whose product is annotated as amnion associated transmembrane protein. Lineage: Eukaryota; Metazoa; Chordata; Actinopteri; Siluriformes; Pangasiidae. Gene Ontology annotation, cellular component: apical plasma membrane; endocytic vesicle. The coding region runs from base 1774 to 3198 and encodes 474 amino acids. The transcript has a single exon. The record is from RefSeq and is a predicted model, not a curated record. Gene Ontology annotation, biological process: receptor-mediated endocytosis; intracellular protein localization.
GUCGUUAAUGUUAGCGUAUAGUUAGCGUAUAGCUAAAACACUAAAAACUAGUUUCAAGGAACGGAAGAGUUUAAAAACAGCUUUGUAAAAUAGCUAAACCAGAUUAUAUAUACAGAAAAAUUGUCAUUUUAAUUGUAGUUUUUAAGAGGUGUUUCAUGUCAAAGACAUUGCUGGUUUAUGAAAGAAUGGUUACAUACACUCUCAUCGGCCACUUUAUUAGGAACACGAUACUAAUACUGGGUAGGAUCCCUUUUGCUAUGAGAACAGCAAAUCGUGGCAUUGCUUCAACAAUGUUAACUGAAACUGGACAGAAGAAGACUGGAAAAAGACCAGAUGAUGUUUUUCCAGUCUUCAGGUGUCAAGUUUCAGUGAGCUUGUAUCCGCUGUAGCCACAGAUUGCUGUUCUUGGCUGACAGGAGUGUAAUCUGAUGUGGUGUUCUGCUGAUGAAGUCAGUCCACCUCAAGGUUCACAACAAUGUGUUGUGCAUCAGGAGAUGCUUUUCUGCUCACCACGGUUUUAGAGAGUGAUUAUUUGAGUUCCAUUUGCCUUCCUGUCAGCUCAAACCAUUCUGCCCAUUCUCCUUUGACGUCUCUCAUCAAGAAGAUGUUUCCCCCUGAGGAACUUCUGCUGGUUGGAUGUUUUUUGUUUUUUGCACCAUUCUACUCUAUUUAACUCUAGAGACUGUUGUGCAUGAAAAUUCCAGGAGAUCAGCAGUUUCUGAAAUCCUCACACCAGCCCAUCUGGCACUGACAACUCUGCUAGUGUCACUGAAAUCACAUUUCUUCCCAGUCUGAUGUUUGAUGUGAACUUUAAAUGAAGUUCUUGACCUGUAUCUGAAAGAUUUUAUGCAUGGCGCUCCUGCCACGUGAUUGGCUGAUUGGGUAAUUACAUGAAUGAGCAGGAGUACAGGUGUUCCUAAUAAAGUGGUCAGUGAUUGUGUAUAUAACUCCUUCUAUCAAACCAUCACUGAUUUCAAACUUUCUUUAAUUAUUACGCAUGCUUGAUUCUUUGUAAAGGAAAUAAUAGCCUUCUUGUACAAAGCUGGGACGUACUGCAUAUGGUCUUCUCUAUCUUCUGGCUCAGGUGUUCUCCAAAUUUUUCAACCAGGGACCCUUUCACCUAUAAAAUAAAUUCCACAGACCUUCUUGGUACACAUUUAUUUCAUGAACCCAAUACAAAUAUUCAAAUAUUAAGCUCAUUAUUUAAAUGUCAACAAUUAUAUUCAUGCUAUUUAUUAGAGCCACAGAGCUUUUUAUGUUUUCCUUUGCCCUAUACACAGACCAUUGCAUUUUGCUACACUGUCAGAGCUGUAAACAUUGUGCUGUACCCAAAUAUUCCAGCCCACAUUCAGUGAAAACCCACGUUAAAUGAUAUAUGUCUCUUUGAUGUGGACUAUGGAUCUAUUCUAAUGCAUGAGAUUUGCUCGUGAUAACUCUUGAUCAAAAUAUCUACAAUAUAGUAUCAAAAUUGGUUAAGCUUACUGAAGGUGUUCAACUAUAUUAAAGUUUCCUAAUAAUUAGCUCAGGUAAGUCGGCACAGUCUUUGUGUUACAUGAAUUUUCCAGGACAAAAUGUUGUUUUAGGAUAAAACAAGCUGGUCACUAGGAUUGUGUCCGCUAUGAUUUUAACUCUGGUAAAUAUUUGACUGACUGAACUGCUGUAAUGAAUUCUCAUUAACAGAAGUUUUAGUGUUUCAUGUGAUAGUCACAUAGUUUACUGAGAGACCAAAGGUCCAUCUUUUCCUCUUUCUUACAUCUUAUUUCAUACCCUCUCAUGAUGGCAACCAGACAAGACCUUUUUAUUUUGCUCUCUAUGCUUGGUUCUGCAUGCGCGCUGUACAAGCAGUGGGUUCCAGACACCAACUUUGAAAAUGUGACAAACUGGGACAAAGGUUCUCUGCCCUGUGGAAGUGAUCAAGUGGUAUUUUCAGCCUCUGGUAAAGUAGCUGUGUAUGUAGGGGAAGCUCAUACACUUUCUGGAAUGAGACUGCCUGUGGAUGGAGAGUUUAUUCUGGCCUCUGGAGCUGGUUUUUCUGUUAGAGAAGGUCAGGAUCCUAGCUGUGGAACAGGUGGCACAGCCCAUUUCAGAGACCCUGACUCUCUGAAGUGGUUUGAUCCAGCUCUGUGGAAGUCUGCUUCCUCAUUAGAUCACUUACAAAAUGGGCCAUAUCUCUUCUUUGUCCAUGAAGAGACUGUACCUUGCCAGCAUGAUGAUGUAGUGUUCCGGGAUGGCUCAUCUUUCCGUGUGGAUGUAUCAGCACAUGAGAACAGCGUUCCUGUGAAGAGCGUGAUGGUGCUGGGGAGGAAGUUCACUGACAACUCUUACUUCUCAGAGUACACCAGUUCCGAUCUGGGAAAGCUGCAGUUUCAUGGAUCUUCAGCAGUUAGAGUCAGUGGAUCAGCUUGCGAUGAUAUCACUGGAUGUGAGUGUGGAAAUUCAGGCAACCAUGACCGGAUCUGCUCAAAUGUCAAGUGCCCAGAGCUGGACUGCAAGAAACCCUUGUACCCAGUGGGACACUGCUGUGAUGUCUGCGGUGCCAUCAUGACUAUUCAUUUCUCUGACAGCUUCAACAUUGAAUCCUACCGCCAGCGACUGCAGCACCUCUUCCUCAGCUUGUCUAAGUAUAAAUCCAUUCAGAUGGCUUUGUCAAAAGUCUCAAAAACUCAGAGGCUGAUGCGAGUCAUUCCUUAUGGAAUCACCCAAGAGAUCCAGGUGGUUCUCCUGGAUGAAAAUACUGGUCCACAGUCUGGAAAGCUGGCUGAAGCCCUGGCUAAGGAUAUACUGAGUGACAUUGAUGCCCAAGGUUCUCACCUGGGCAUAGACAGUGCAGAGUUUCACGCAUCUUCAGGAGCAAGUAGUGGUGAUGUAUCUGGAAUGAGUGGUGGAGAGGUGGCUGGGAUUAUUCUGGGUAUUCUGGCUUUGGUGGCUUUCCUGGCACUGUUUGUAGUUCUCCACCGUCGGGGCAUGCUCAGAGUGCCAAAUUUACCAUCACUGAGUAGCUGGAGGAAGGAUAGUGAGAUUGGGGAUCUGGGUGGGCCUCUAGACCACGGUUUUGCCAACCCCAUGUUUGAGAAGCAAAGCACUUUGCCAGAGAUCUCUGGACUGUAUGGAACAGAGAGUCUGAAUGGUAUCACCUUAACACAUUCAGGUGUGCACUUUGUGAAUCCUGUGUAUGAUGAAACUGACUUCAAUGCAUAAUGCUGAUUAAAUGUUAAUGACACUCCUGUCACUUCUCAAAGAAUUAAUUCAUUUAUGCUUGACUUCAGUUGUUAAAUGUAAAAAGUAAAGCCUUUCAGAAUAUUGCAUACUUGUGAUUAGAUAAACACUGUGUGAUUAGAACAUUUAGUUGGCUCAUUGCUUGUCUCAGUCAUGUUACAGCAAGAAAAAUGUAAGAUUUAUUUGAAUGAAUCACAUGAAAUAAAGUUAAAAUGAAUCACAUGAAAUAAAGUUAAAAAUAAGUACA